AUCAACGUGUCUCUCCUUUGAUUGAAUUAGUUUGUGACUGUCGUGACUAGUGAUACGUUUGUGUUUCUUCUUCAUAGAAGCACACACCCGUGUUUAAAGAGUUAAGGAAAUCACUUCGUCUUGAGCCUUGUACACAAGAGCUUACUUUUGCAGCGAUCUUUCAUUAAAUAAACCGGGAUCGUUAAGUUUUUUCUUUCAUUUAUUAUUCUGCUUGUUCACGGCAGUCUUCAUAGUCAAAAGCGUCAAAUUUGAUGCCAAACGAGUGAAAUUAAAUAAGCCAUUGCAGCUGGAGUUUCAAACAAGUGCGUGAAUUUUUCAACAUAUUCUAGAGGCAUCUCUUAAUCAUCUAUUUAAAAAAGUAGAGAUCAUUGUGCCAUGAUGAAUUACAGUACCGAAGAAAUAACGUCUAAUGUCGAAACUAACAGGACGAGUUUACGAAGAAUUGCAAGGCAUGAUGAGCCAGAAUUCAGCAAUGCUAGUAUAUUGAACAGCAUGGAGAAGUUCGUGAAAGCAGUUAAUGAAAUGGAAGAAACGAUCCUAGUUCCAUCUCGACUUCUGGAUCUAGCUGUUGGCGAUGCAGGAGAUACAGUCUGUCAGAAAGGAAAAAGUACAAUCAAAGACACAAUGCCCAAUACUGAUCUAUACCGACUCUAUAAUAUUGUGAACAAAAUGAAGUUGGAACUAUUGUGGUCACAAAAGGCUAGUGAUGAGACUCCAGGUGAAGAUGAAACUGAAGAAACUCGUCCAGUAAGACCAGUUAGAUCAGCAUCAGCAACUGAAAAGACUACAGAGACUGUAAGACUUGGACAUGCACGUUGUCCAAGCACAACAUCAGUUCAAAGCAUGCAGAGUGCAUCAUCUCUAAUCUCUAGCUCCAGCUCUAGUGAUUCAGAUUCGGAUAUUGGUAUUGAAAAUGAUUCUGGAAUGGAAAGUGAAGAUGUACCUAAUGAUAAAUGGGCAAAUCAAGCAGCCGAAAACUUCAGACGCCAUUUACAUGGCCUUCAUCGCAGUAUCAAACGUAUGACCCAGGCAGCUGAGUAUUUGACGUUGAGAUAUCAAGCUGAUGUGGGUGGUUGCGGAGGACCAGUCUGAUUUCAUCCCCGAGAUUGAUCUUCUUCUGUCUCUCAGUUCUUCUCUAUGACUCAGGAAGCUCAGGGAAGUUUAUAACAGAAGAGAGACGUAAUUAUUUAUUUAGCUGUAGGAAAUUGUCUUAAUUGAAAAAGGUUAUAUCAGCGAGUGUUAUUAUUGUUCUAAGUUUGAAUGUGCGAGUAGAUAAAUGCGGAAAUAAAUUUUGAAAACAUGAUUCCUUGUGGAAAAGUAUCAUCUUUUGCAAUCAUACUAUCAUUAUUAGAUGCAUGAUUUUAAACAUACGAUUAUAUCUAUUUCUUUUUUCACGCAAUUGUUAUUGAUAUGAUUUAGAUUGUAGUUAAUUUAUGAAUCAUAGUAUUUAUUGUAUUGGAAUGUACUUGGGAAAGGGAUUGUGUUUUAUGAAUCUGUCAUAUGUCAACUCGCAAAGAAUUUGACAAUUGAAUUCGCGUAAAAUAUGUAAUUGACACACUCAUUUUUAUGUAAUACAAAAUUGAUUUCUAAAAAUAAAAAUAUCAUUUAAAUUUAA
This is a messenger RNA of Chelonus insularis, 1615 nucleotides long. RefSeq lists its product as uncharacterized. The transcript is spliced from 2 exons. The record is from RefSeq and is a predicted model, not a curated record. NCBI's taxonomy places the organism in Eukaryota, Metazoa, Arthropoda, Insecta, Hymenoptera, Braconidae. Gene Ontology annotation, cellular component: cytosol. Bases 376 to 1092 code for a protein of 238 amino acids. Gene Ontology annotation, biological process: regulation of lipid biosynthetic process.